Molecule: messenger RNA, 866 nt
Organism: Aspergillus ochraceoroseus IBT 24754
Lineage: Eukaryota; Fungi; Ascomycota; Eurotiomycetes; Eurotiales; Aspergillaceae
Exons: 1
Coding region: 324-644 (106 amino acids)
Source: RefSeq, a predicted model, not a curated record
CUAAGCGCAAAUUCAACCCAACCUUCCAACAUUCACUUUUCCUUCGUCUUUUUUUCUCAUCUACUGCUAUUACUACCUACGUCUUAUUUUCUUCUUUUGAUCCCCUCGGAUUUAAUAUCAAAUUCUUUGCGAAAGUUGCAUUCCACCUUCCUCGGGACCAUUCUUGCUUCUCGUUUCCUUUCAUCCAAAAGUCGUUCGCCUCUAAAAAAAAAGAGUCCCUCGCCUGCUGGUCCUUGCUUGCACAUCCACACUGUAUAUAUUGACUCGCUCAACGAUCUAACGUUUCUGUUCCUGGUUCGUCGUUUUUACACGCAUACGCCAAGAUGUCAACAUAUUUCUACGGACAGCACCAGCAGCACCACCAGACCCCCCACCAUGGCGCGCACUUGACAACCUCGAACAACCACCAUGGAGGCCGUUCUCGUAGGGGCCCCAAGAUGGCGGCUCAGAAUGCUCAGCGCCAGUUUCGAGGCGUAAAAAGCAUGCGAGAGCUCGCAGAGGCUCCCGCUGUGACAGCCUUCCGUGCAAGAUUUGAGGCUGGACGAUCCUUCGAUCUGGACGACGACCUGGAGUUCUGCCCUGGUCUUCUCACCGAGGACGAUGUAUGUUUUCACCAUUUGGGGUCCAAACCCUCCCUCCGCUAGAUUCGGGUGGCCCCCCUUCGGGUAGUAAUCUACCCUUCAUCCCACAGAACCCCCUUGUUGACCAUCAUAUCCCCUCUUCCAGCUUCACUCAAUCCACUCGGCUUCUUCGGACCGUUCGUCUCUUUCCAGUGGUUCGCCUGAUAUCUCUCCCAUCCAGCAUCAGAUCCAGCCCGUCCAGCAGGUCACGCCUUCGAUUUCUUUGUCCCCCGCUUCCUCGAAUUC